CGGAGUCGACUGUGCACCGUUCGGCUACAGAGGCUGACGUCACGACGCAAGAUGGCUGCCGGUAUUGGAAAUGGAGAGUAGCGUAGAGGCUGGGCGGUAGGAACGAACUGUAGGUGUGUCAGUGCUCGGCUUCACUGCGAUAAUGCCAUCGAAAUGCCGAUCGUUGAAGGCUGACCCGCGGCUCGCGCAGUGUUCGUACGCACGAUCGGGAUCGUUCCGUCGGCCGAGUCUCGGAUGGUGAGAUAUGAUAAAUCGCGGAUAUCCCGGAGGAGGGCGAAAUUGAGCGGAGUGUGUGGUGACUGAAAACCCGACUGUAUAUUCCGAGGUGCUAACAAGAGGGAGAAAGAGGUUUUCGGCAGUGUACGUCGCGGGUUCUUUCUUUGGCAAAUAGAGAGGCGGCGCGUUUUGAUGAGUACGGUGAAAUUGCGUCUGAAUGAGAUCGAAGUGGAAAGUAAACGGUGGCCUGUCGCGCGAUCGCCCGGUGCUCCACGAUUCACGACGAUUGUCAGACUCGCUCGCCCGGCUCCGUGAAGAGAACCUUGCCUGAUCCGCAUUGACCCGUUGCGAUCGAAAGUAACCCGCCGCCUUGCCAGCUCGGAAAACAGACGAAAUGGAAAGGGAAGGACUCGCGUGUCGACCGCUCGCGUAAAUUCGAAGCGUGUUCGGCGGGUGUGCGCGUCCGGCGAGGCUCCUGUUUUAUCGCGAUCUGUCAAAAAGCCACCUCGGACGGCGGUCCCUCUUGCACGUCUAUCGAUCUAUCGGAUCGCGUGUGGUGUCCAGGCCCUGAGUUUUCGAGCCCUGCAUACACACCGACGAAUCGAUCCGCUCCGAAAGGACUCUACUCUCUUGUUACAAUACACAACCACCGCCGGGAGAGAGUCGACACAUCGAUUAUCCCUGGCCGUAAACAACGGGUGCACAGCCUCGCGGCGAGAAACAGAGAGAAAUGCUUGGCACUGUGCUGAAAAUGAGACAUGAUUUUCGAUCACGGUGAGUCGGCCGGCAGCCGACGAACACGAGACACGGAACACAAGAUUCAAGCGAUGAUACCGGCCGCAUGUACUAGUUAACAGAGGGAACGGAACGAUCGUCGCGAAUAGUUCGCCGUUUAGAGGUUAGGAUACCCCCGCCCUCCCCCCUGUCCGGUGAACACAGAUCGAAUCGGUUCCCGAUAGAAAACGAAGCAGCUGAACUAGGAAGAGACUGACAGGAAAGUGCAAUAGAAAAGGAAUAGAAAAAUAUAGAGGAAAGAUGACUGAUUGCUAAGGAGACCGAGGAAAACUGAUUCAAAAAAAAAGAUAGGAAGUCUAUAAGGCUAGAAAAGGUUCGUGGUCGGUGCCGUUUCUGGUUCACGCAUCCUUUUGUUUUGUUCGUUGAUUUGUCGUUCUUUGUUGCGUGUGUCGUUCUACUUCAAGUGGAGUUUUCAGUGUGGUCCGGAAGGGUGAGAAGCACGGAAGUCGGAUUUAUAAUCACGCAAAAUGUGGAAUAUGAUGUGCGACGUGAUGCCGACGAUCGCGGAGGACAGUAUCAGCCAGAGAAACUCGCAGUUCUCUGGCGAGGAUGUCAACUUCGAGCAGCUGAUGGUCUCCAUGCUCGACGAGAGGGACAAGUUGAUGGAGACCCUCAGGGAGACCCAGGAACGCCUACAGGAGACCGAGGCCCGACGUCAGGAGACCGAGAAGGAACGGGACUCGUUGAACCGUCAGCUCAACGCAAACAUCCCUCAGGAGUUCUCUCAGCUAACAAAGGAGCUCGCAGCGGCCCGUGAGGGCAUCCUCGCGAGGGACGAGGAGAUAUCGGAGCUGAAAGCGGAGCGGAAUAAUACUCGUCUUCUGCUGGAACAUCUGGAAUGCCUGGUCUCGCGGCACGAACGAUCCCUCAGGAUGACUGUGGUGAAGAGGCAGGCGGCCGCUCAAUCUGGAGUAUCGUCCGAAGCCGAGGUGCUUAAGGCACUGAAAAGUCUGUUCGAGCACCACAAGGCUCUGGACGAGAAAGUGCGGGACCGUCUGCGGGUGGCACAGGAGAGGAACAAGAGCCUGGAGGAGGAACUAGCCAUUACCAAAGAGGAGCUCCAGCAAUACAUAAUGAGUGGACACGCGCCUAAGGCCAUCGAGGACAGGCCGAAGGAAAACGGGCAGACGGAAGACAGCCAGCAACAGAACAAGAAUGAGACUGAGCAGGCGGCAGGCCAGCAAGAACACCAACAACAACAACAGCAGCCGCAACAACAGCAACAGCAACCACAGCCGCAGUCGAUACAAAAGCUAGGUAGCGAGAGGUCGGCUGAAAUCGGCAGUAGACUGAGCAAUGGCAGUCUGGACCCGGCGGACCAGGACUCUACGGCGAGAGUAAUUGAUUUGCAAGCUACCGUUGACAAGCAGAGCUCAGAGUUGAGCACGUGGCAACGACGGGUGGCUGAAUUAAUUGGACGCGUGGCUGAGUUGGAGGAAACCUUAUCGAAAGCACAGAAAGAUUUGCUGAAGACCCAAGAGACGAAUGUGAAAUUGCAGAGAGAUUUGCAUGAGAAUGUCGCACAGAAAGUGGAUCAGGAGGAAAGGAUAGCGACCCUUGAAAAACGGUAUCUCCAGUCUCAACGAGAGUCCUCCAGUAGCCACGAUCUUAACGAGAAAUUGGAACAGGAGCUGCAGCACAAGAAGGCCCAAUUAAAGCUCCAAGAAGAAAAGAUAGCAGCUAUACAGGAAAAACUGGAACUGGCAGAACAGAAAUUGGCCCAGUAUUCCAAGCUCCCCGAAAUGGAAGAGCAAUUAAAGCAGAGGAUGGAGGCUCUGACGCAGGUGAGGAGGCCCAACCAGGCUCAAGAAAGGCACGGCAGUGCGGAGGACAGAAUUCAGAGAUUAGAAACACAAUUGGAGGAAAAGAACGCAGAAGUGAUGCGUGUCAAUCAACGACUUAAAAUGAACGAGGAGCAUAACACGCGGCUUAGUACAACCGUUGAUAAACUUUUAUCCGAGUCGAACGAAAGACUGCAGGCUCAUCUGGAGGAAAGAAUGCAGGCGUUGAAAGAGAAGAAUGCACUGACGCAGGAACUGGAGCAGACAAGGAAGAUCGCUGAAGAUCUACAAAACGAGAAGACAGAAAUCGUCAAGGAGCUGGGAAAAGCUCGGCUGGAGAUUGACAAUGUGAAGAGGCAGAUGCUCCAACAGGAAAUAGCGUUCAACAUCCAACAAACAGAUGCAUUGACCAGAAGUUUGUCACCCAAUGCAGUGGAUCCUGGAUCUUUCUCCAGGAGUGCGAGCCACAGUAGCUUCGAUACACACUCUUUGCCAAGGAGAACGCCCAAACGGCCUACCAUCGACGAGGACACGACGAAAAAUUAUGUAGCUCGUACGCUCGCAGAACAAGAAUGGGAGAAACUGCAGCAGGCGCACGUCCUUGCCAACGUGCAGCAGGCAUUUGAUGUCUCCAGCGAUGCAGAAGGCGACGGGGACAAUGAAAGUCUCUUCAGCUGUGCGGCCGAUGUAAUUAGUCCGACAGGACAUGCAGAUGCUCAAACAUUAGCGCUAAUGUUACAGGAACAAUUAGAUGCAAUUAAUAAUGAAAUUAGGUUGAUUCAGAAAGAGAAACAAAGUACUGAAGCACGCGCAGAAGAGUUAGAGUCUCGUGUCGGUAGUCUUGAACAUAUGAACCUCUUAGCGAGAGGGCGAAGUCUUGAGCGAGCAUCACCGCCACUGAGUGGGCGAUCUACACCAAAAUCGCAUCAUAGUCCUAAUAGGGAUUACUUGCAUAAAUAUCAUACUGCACCAGCGUCAAUGUCUCCGGCGCAUCUCCACCAGUAUGCCGCCUCUCUAGCUAGUCCAGGACAACUGUCGGAAUCUCUUCCUGCAAGCCAGUUACAGUUAUCAGGCGAAGAAUUGCAUUCGGUGAGCGAAAGAGACAGCAUCGGUGGUGCAGGAAGCGGUGGCAGCGAUGCAGCAUCGCCAUUAACAGCUCGAUCAAUCAGGCUGGAACGUGUAGUACAAGCACUUGCUCAUAGUCAAGAGGAACUCAGAAGGCGCACUGGACAAACUGGAUUUCCCAGCAGUGGUUUCCCUGUUCACAGCAGGCAUGGGCAACAUAACAACGGCGCACUCAAUUCUGGGACUCCCCCUUCCCCAUUGUCCUCACGCCACAGUAGCCAGGACAGUUUGCACAAAAACAACUUGUCCGGCGUUGGAUUGCCAAUUGGACAGCUGUCUAGCUCCCACUUGCACAUGCAAGCCACCAUGAGUCCGGCUACGGCGGCUGCAGUGGCUGCGGCUCAGAAGAAGAAGGGCAUUAAAAGCAGCCUUGGUAGAUUCUUCAGUAAGAAAGAGAAGAUCAAGGGGAAAGACACGCCAAUGCCAGGAGACGUACCAGGAAUGGGAGGAGCGAGUACGCCUGCUGAUCCUGACUAUGGUGAUAGUGUAACUGUAGCUGGAACUAUGGGCAGCAAGAGUGAUUUCGACUGUAGAAAAAAGAAAAGUCCUAGUAUGUUUGGUAGCAUGUUAGAUUCGUCGCGUCAUGAACUCCUGGCUGAGGCGAUGAAGGCUGGGACACCAUUCGCUUUGUGGAACGGGCCAACCGUGGUGGCGUGGCUGGAACUCUGGGUGGGCAUGCCAACUUGGUACGUCGCAGCUUGUCGAGCCAACGUGAAAAGUGGUGCCAUAAUGAGUGCCCUUAGUGAUACCGAGAUACAACGUGAAAUUGGUAUAAGUUGUCAUCUCCACCGGCUGAAGCUCAGAUUAGCUAUUCAAGAAAUGGUGUCGCUCACAAGUCCAUCAGCACCGAAAACCUCUCGCACAACCUUAGCAUUCGGUGAUAUGAACCACGAAUGGAUUGGUAACGUUUGGCUGCCAAGCCUUGGUUUGCCUCAAUAUCGAUCCACUUUCAUGGAGUGCCUUGUUGAUGCUAGAAUGUUGGAUCACCUCACUAAAAAAGAGCUCCGUAGUCAACUUAAAAUGGUUGAUAGUUUUCACAGAACAAGUCUGCAGUACGGUAUUUCCUGUUUGAAGCGACUAAAUUACGAUAGGCAGCAAUUAGAAGAAAGGAGACAAAUGGCGGAGGAUGCCAACGUCGACGUUCUUGUGUGGAGUAACGAUCGCGUUAUAAGAUGGGUUCAAUCUAUCGGCCUGAAAGAAUAUGGGAACAACCUUUUGGAAUCAGGGGUGCACGGAGCACUUAUAGCUCUUGAUGAAAGUUUCGACGCGAAUAGUUUUGCCCUAGCAUUACAGAUUCCAACACAGAAUACACAAGCUCGACAACUAUUAGAAAGGGAAUUCGCAAAUUUAUUAGCUGUAGGAACAGAGAGGCGACUCGAUGAAGCGAAUAGUAUGAAAUCCUGAUCCAACUUAUCCAGCAGGCUGCCUCAUCUUCAACCACAUCAUGUCUAGUCCAAACCCCAGCUAUUACUACUCUCUGUGCGCAAGUGUGUUGUAAAAGUUGUAAGAGCUUUAAGUAUCACUCUAAGGGUAUCUUCAUACUGUUCGGUAUGUGACAUGCGGUGUUAUGGAGUAUUUGUUUCGGGCAUGAACUGUUAAAAAAUACCGGGGGGGGGGGGGUCUGAUCGCAAGCGUUUCGAAAGCGUUUUAUCGAUUUUUAUGUCGCGCGCGUUUCAUAGGCCGCAUGUUACGCGUUUCGAUAAAGGAUAACGAUGAUUCUGAAUCAAUUGCUCUCGUAUAGAUACCGAAAUGUAGUGAGCGGUCGAGAUGACGUCGUGUGCGAUCCGUAUACUUUUUUCCUCGAAAGCCAUAAGAUCAGUUGAUAGGUAAUUACGACAAUAAUUCUAAUUUAUUCUGAUUUGUUAAGAAACAGUGAUUUGUAGAUUGAAAAACGUGACCGAUAGUUUGUAAAACAUUUCCACGACGCGAUUACAUAUUUCUUGUACUAUAUUUGUCUACUUAUACUGUAUAACGAAUAGUCGAGACGAUAUCUAUUUUCAUACCAUUUACCGCACAAAGUGAAAGAAAUCCUGAAAUUAUAAUAUUAGUGCCAUCGCUCUCGAGGAAACUAUUUAUGUACAAGGGAAAAGACUGCGUUCUAUAUUUCUGCAUCUAUAAGACAGUGACCUAAUACGCCAUAUAUAUGUGUACAUAUACAUAUAUGUAUUUAUAUACAUAUAUAUUACUUUGCACAGAAGGAGCGUGAGAACUACUUGUUCUCCUCUGUUAUUUCGAUGAAUUUUAAAUGUUUGUAGAUCACAUAUAAACACGUAAUAUAUUUAAAACAAAUACACCGAAGCAACUAUCAUAAUUAGAUUAUCAUGAGAAAAAGUAAACAAGGGAAACCAGUUGCAUGGACGUGUUUGAAAGGCUCGCUUUUUAUUUACCAUGGACUAGGGACAGACAUUUUAUACCAAAAUAUUCGCGCAAUAUAUAAGUACAUGUACGAAGCGUUAGUAGAUGUUAUAACGUUAAGGGACUUUGUAAUUUUAAUUGGUAAAUGGAACUAUCGAUCGGUCAAGCAUAAACUAAUAUCGUUUCAUCAUUUCUCAUUAUUCGCGGUCAGUAACGGAAGUAAAUAGUUUCUCAUUCCGCUCUCUAGCAUUUCUAGCAGCUUUUUGAUUUUCUCGUUGAAUAGACCCGCUAUCGAUAGAUCAUCCGUGUGUAUUUGUAAUUCUGUUAACAAAAGUUCCAGAGUGAUUGACUGCACUACUAGAUUCGAUCGGUAGUCAGUGAGAAUUCGCGUGAACGUUAUUGUAAAUGCGAAGAGAAGCUGCGAGAGGAAAAGAGAGACGGUGUUUGGCCAUAGAAGGAAGCGUCGAUGCGCUCACAAUGGCCAUAAAUAAUUAACUAUAAACGGUAGUGACGAUGUUGCUGAAGACAAUGAUUGCUAUGAUAAUUAGAAUUACCCAUUACAAAUGUUAUCGAGCUGAAAGGAGUGGGCGUAAGACUGAGACAUAACGACAGCGACUGUAAUCGACAUAACAAAAAAAGAGAGAAAAACUGAUCACGAUAGAGACGAUCACAAUAAUGAUGAUAAGUUAUAAUGGGAUGUUGUUAAUGUUGUUGAUACUUGAGGAAUCAUUGUUGUUGAUGUUUGUUUCCCUGUGAACUACCUAAACCCCCUGCAAGCUGUUCAUUCGUUGUAACUUUCAUGGCUCUGCAAAGACCUUCCGAAUGGGCGCAAACGUACCAAAUAGUUUCUACCAAAGACAUCGCAAUACAGUACGAUGAUUGUACAAUCAUACACACGUUGUAUGGUAACUCGAACGUCGGCACUCGAAAUAUUCGCGCGGUAGAGAAAUAGAGAGAAUGAGAGAUUGAGAGAAAGAGAGAGAGCGAGAGAUGAAAGAUGAGAAUAUCUACGUGUAAAGAUCAUUACUGUACAGUUUCAUCAUCCUUCGGCGUGUAAUACUUUUCUCUCGAGUACCACCGAUCAGUGGAAAUAUUUCUAGAUAAUCAGAAAGACUCGCUAAGCCAAAGCAACGUUACGCUACCUCAAUACUGAAACAUGGUGGUACCCCUUUUUUUCUCUGUAUAAAUCUUUAUGGUAUGAUUAAUUCUUGGGCACCGACCUUUGCGUUCAUCAUUGCAAAGAUGUUGCUUUCGACUUUCGACUUUGUUGGGAAGCCGGUUACGAAACAAGAUAGAACAAAGAAAAACAAAUUCACGAAUUCGAGAAAAAGGUACAGAAACGUUUUUUAGUUAUUUAGCAAUACCGAAUUUUCUAAAUACGCAUAGAAUUAUAGAGGAACUACAAUCGAAGUAGAGCAUGCGUUUCUACAAUGUGUAGUACUACAUGCUCUUCUCACUAAUAUACAUGCUAGACGAUUGUACAGAACUAAUUUGUACAAAAUGAAUAGAUUAUACAAUGCUGAGGCACUUUGUGAAACAGAAUGGCCGUCUCUCCCUUUCGGAAGUGUCCGCAGUGUGUGUAAAUGACUGAACUUAUUUUUAAUGUACGCUAGUUAAUAGUGUCUAUGGACAUUCCAAGGAAAGCAAAUGAAAGGAAACCUUCCAAAAGAUGCAGCCACGUUUAUAAUCACUCGUAUAUGUAAAUCAUGACUCGGUAUGUAGCAGCUUCGCCGCUUUCUAUGUAUUUAAGUAUAAAUAAUAUACAUAGAUACAGAGAAUUUUUGCCUGAGUCCAGCCUCCGACUGCUCGGUAUCGAAUAGAGCUUGAGUAAGCAGAACUAAUCAUAUUUAACAGACAAUUUACUAUUCCACACGUAAUGUUUUUACCAAGAACAUGAAUAAUUGUUGUAUAAACUUGGUCUUGCCUUCGGUUUACUUUCAUUUCAAUCGUGUCUUCAUAGAGAAACCACUGUUUUUAUUCGAAUCGACGUUGAUGUAUUAAAUAUUGUCUUCAGCAAUGCUGGAAGAGUUUUCCUUCGUUGAAUGCUUCUUAUUGUUAAGCGCAAUAGUGCUUAAAGAAAGACAUGUAACAUCUAAGUUCGCCUAUCAUCAGUUGACACAUAUCAUAAGAUUGUAAAAAGUAUUCCUAGGAGAAUUUCUAUUCAAGACAAGUCUUUCUUUUCGCUGUUUGCAAUCUUUUUUUGUCCAUAAAGAACGUGCUAGUAUAUGGUAAAAACAUACACGUAAUAUUGUAUAAUAUUGUGAUGUAACAAUCCGUAGCAUGUGUUUACUUGAUAGCGUAUUCGUUUCUUCAGAUACACACACUUUCUUACGCUCAAUUCGACCGAACUGGACGGAAGAACAAUUUCAACAUUAUUAUGAAUUUUUCGGUACGAUAUACGUUUGUGAGUGUUACUGCUAAUUAUAUUGUAAAUAAGUAUGCGCGCGCUCACGCGCGCACACGUGUGAGUGUGUGUGUGUGUAUAUAUAUCUUUCUCUGUGUAUAUAUGAAUUAUUUAUUAACAAUCUUAUAAUUUUCGAAGGUUUCAUUACAAGCCCAAUGCAGUUAAAUAUACUUUGGUCUUAAUAUAGUUUUGAGAAAAAUGAAAUGGCUGUAGAAUGUCAAUCAAUUCAAGCGUUCGGUGAAUAGUAAAAGGGCACAAUCUUGAUGCAAAAAAAAACAGCCGCCUCACAAGCAAAAAGCAGCUUUAAAUUAAGAUGGUUUUAAAGCUAAAAAGAAAAAUACGUCAAUAAUUUUGUUGCCGAAUUUAUUAGCUGCAGAAUAAAGCAUAAUAUUUAAUUAAUUAUAUGCAAUGAUUCCAUGUAACAAACUUCAAAAUUAACUAAGUCUAAUUUUAUUUGUAAUCUACUAUCUUACCUGGAGUGUCAGGUAAUUGUGCCAGCAUAUAAAACUGCAAUUGUGCUAGUAAGCGGGUAAUUGUCAAAUGUAAUUCUCUGAAUGUGAAGUAGUAUCAAGCUAUAUAAAUAUAAAUAUAUUUGUAACAUACAUAGUACAAUACACAGUGCACCAAAACUUUUCAAAGUGGUAGCUAAUAGUUCAAUUGAUUACUUUAGUACGGACAAUAGAGGAGAUAUUAAAAAUACGUUGAGUUGAAUUUAUAUUAAUUAUACGAAUUAAUGUAUGAUGCAAUCUGUAUUUAUCUGUUUGCUCUGAGAUUUUAAUAAUUAUUUUAACGCGUCUGCUACGAUCAGGUAGUUUUAUAGCGUAAAAUUUUAUUAUCUACGACAAUUACAAUUUUUUGUUCUAUUUAUUAACAUAAACGAUGAGCCAAAGAAGGCAGUUCGAUGUACGAGGAUGUAUGUAAGAGAAAAGAAGGGAAACGUAUACAAGGAGCAACUGUACGAUGUAGUAUAAUUGAAUAAGUGCACUGUGCAAUUUGUGCAGAAUAUUAUUUUGUUUGAAAGUUAUAAUAUCGUGUACUACUUCACGUUUUUGUAAUGAAUGUAAGAUAGUGUGUUUCAUGUUGAAAUAAGGCACCAUUUUAGCUGUGAUGUUAACAAUAGAGAAUUCAUAUAUACGAUGCAAAACAAGAAAGAGAAUUAGUCUAAUAUAGAAAUGAAUUUCAUGUUAUAUUUAUUAUAACAACAAUUCAGUAUUACAGUAUAUACCAAUGUUUGCUGACUACGAAUUCUACUACCAGUUAACGUCAUUGCUAAUGAAAUGUGAAAAAGAAGUAUAACAAACGGCACACAUUUGAAGAAUCACAACGAGGCACAAAUUUUUAAGGGGACAGUACACUAACUUCUGCUACCCCUUUAAAAAGAAGAGAAAACACACUGGAGUCUUGAGCAACCAAGAAUUGGAUCUGAGAUUUCCAUGCAAGUAUACGUAUAGACAAAGUAAAAUCAUGAAAGACAAGAAUGGUAACAGGACAUAGUUAUUGGAUAAAUAAUUGUAACGAUAAUAUUAUUAUCGCUAUCACUACCGCUGCUAAUACUACUACUAUGACUAUUACUAUAACUACAAAUACCAUUAGUGCUACCACUAUCAUUACUAUAACUACAACUACCGCUACUACCAUUACCAUUAUAAAUUGUCCUUGUAAUUUUUAUAUGCCAAGUGUAUACUUUAAUAGGAUAAAUGGAAGAAUAUGGGAAGCGAGUCGCAGUAAAUGUAACAUAUAACGGCCCUGCUUGGUAUAAGCAGGACACAAACUAUGUUAACUGAACUAUGAAUUAUAAAUAUUGUAUAAGACGAUAAAUAAUAAUUAUUAUUACCAUUAUUAUAACUAU
This is a messenger RNA of Megalopta genalis, 10525 nucleotides long. RefSeq names its product PTPRF interacting protein alpha (gene Liprin-alpha). The record is from RefSeq and is a predicted model, not a curated record. Gene Ontology annotation, cellular component: presynaptic active zone. Gene Ontology annotation, molecular function: protein binding. Gene Ontology annotation, biological process: synapse organization. NCBI's taxonomy places the organism in Eukaryota, Metazoa, Arthropoda, Insecta, Hymenoptera, Halictidae.